Moneuplotes crassus is the source of this 2617-nucleotide messenger RNA. The record is from the annotation of a GenBank genome assembly. Lineage: Eukaryota; Ciliophora; Spirotrichea; Euplotida; Euplotidae.
CAAAAUGGACGAACAGGAAUACCAGUCUGAUCAAGAGCAAUAUCUUGAGGAAGGAGAGUAUGAUGACCAGGAGGGGAUCUCUCAGCAGCAAUUAUAUGAUAAUUAUGAAGAAUUUAAAGGAAAUUUCCAAACAUUUUAUCCUGGAAAUGGUACAGAAGGUACUCAAUAUACAGAUCAGCCAGAUUGUGAGUAUUAUCCUGAUCAAGAAGAACAAGUUGAUGAUCAAACCGAGGAGUAUUAUGCAGAAAAUCCAGACUUUGCUCCUCAUGAGGAUGUUGCUACAACUGACGAUUAUGAGAGCGUCCUUCAAACAAUGAGGAACAAGGUGAGAACAAUGAAAUAGAAAACUCAACCCUUCGAGCCACCAAAACUAUCAGAGCUUGCCUCUCUCAACUCGGUCAAGUAAAUCUCAAUUACAUGGUUUGAACAAUAGUGGAAAUAUCUCUCAGCUUAAAAAUUAUGCUAAAGAUCAAAAGCAAAACCAAAGAUGCAUGUCAGGCUUAAUAAGAUUCCCUAAAAAUGAUAUUUCACACAUGAGUGCUAGACAAAAGCUUGGUUCAAGGAGCUCCUCUCUAAACCCGCUCAGGAACCAAUUUAACCCAGUCCAAGAGGUAGGGGAGGACAUCGAUAUUGAAGAGCUCCUACACCAGGUUGAUGCACUGAAGAAGGAAAAUAAAGCACUCAAGGAUUCCAACAGGAGACACAUGCCCUAUAAUAUGCAAGUGAUGCUACUUAAAGCUGAAGAAUCUCAAGUCUUUUUCCAGGAGAAGCUUGAAGCAAAAGAGCAAGAAGUUGAAAAUCUUCACAAGAAGUGUAAAGCUCUUGAUGCAAGGUGUCAUGAAGCCUUCGAAAUCCAGCAAGAAAUGGAGUCUGCUAUUGAAGAUUAUGAGAACAAUACCAGAAGGUGGGAGGACCAACUUAAGUCUAGCAAUAUGAAACUUCACGAAUUACAGAAGAAAUACUCCAACCUUGAGAAACAGAAGAAAAGUCUUCAGUCUAAAGCUGAAAAGCUUGAAUUUGAGAAAUGAAAACUAAGCGAAAAGUGGAUCAGACUCUCAACUAAGAACAAAAAUGAAGACAAAGUCAGGAACAAGCUCAAGGAGGUAGAAGCUGUAAAUUCCAAAAAGGAGAAAGAGAUCAGCACACUUACUGAGAAACUUAACACAAAUGAGAGAGAAAAUGCCAUGCUCCGUAAGGCAAAUGAUAGCCUGCAGGCUACAAUUAACCAACAAGUCAAGAGAAUCAAAACUCUUAAAUCCUCUAAAAGAGAUAAUGAUGAUGAGAAAGAAAUCAGCGAUCAGAUAACCAAUGAACUUAUUGACAAGAUUAAUGCUUAUGAAGGGUCGGUUGAAGAGCUUACUGCUGAUAAUCAGAAUUUAAUUGCUCAAAUAGAAGAACUUAAUGAAUAUGCCCAAAAAGUGCCAGAAUUAGAGGGUGCCAUUCAGGAGCUGCAAGAGCAGCUCCUGAAUAGCCAGAAUUCUGAAGAGGUCAAUUCAAAGUUCCUUCAUAUUAAGGAAGAUUCUAUUUUGAAGAACACAGAAAACCAAAGGCUUAAGGAGAAAAAUGAAAAACUUCAGAAAGAGAUUGAAGAGUUCAAGCGGGAAUUUGAUAAUCUCCAAGACUAUAUCGAUAUGAAAGAUGACCAAAUCGGCAAUAAAUUUAGAGAUGAAGAAGUCUGCAUCUCUAUACAGAUGCUGUUAAAAGAGCUUAUAUUACUCAAUAAAAAGCAAGCUUUUGAUAUUCUUGGAAUUCAGUCCAAAGUCAGUAAAGAAGACCUUGACAGGGUCAUUCAAAGUCACUAUCUAACAGAUCCUUACAUUAGAUUUGUCAUUGUGAACUCAGUUGCUUAUCUCCAAGAAUGUAAGGAGUCACUUAAUUAUCUUAAACAAAAGUAUGCUGAAUCUGAAAUGAAGUAUGAUGAUGUUUUUAGGAAGUACCAGAACUGUCAGAAUCAAAAUGCUCAAUUACAAAACAAUUCUAACGUCCUUGAAAACAAUCUCAAUCAUUUGAUAGAGGAGAAUCAGAAGUUGAACCAAGAGAAAUUCCUAAUUCUUCAAAAUAAGGGACAAAAUCCAUCAAUUCUUCAAAGUAUAGACACUGUGAACCUCCAAAGAACUCUUAAAAAUGAAAAAGAGAACUUGUCACAGUAUGCUUUUGACGAUGAUGAAUCUUCAGUGAAUAUUUAUCAAGGACCACUCUCGAGCAGGAUGCAUGGAAAUCAGAUGUCAGUAGAUCAGAGCAAUCUCCUUUCAACAAGAAUGAGUCAGAAUCUUUCUAAUUAUAAAAAUGGAGGUACUCUAUCCAGCAGAGUAUCUGUGGAUUGCUUCCAAAACAAGGAAGGUGCUAACAAGAAUACUUCUUUCCUAAGCAACAAGAAUUGUGCCUCUACUAAUUCAAUAAGUUUCUAUAAGCCCCAGACUACGUUCAAGAAGUAUAAUAGGAAAGAAGUUAAUAGAUCUAGUGUCAGUAUGAGGAGUAAUGUUAACUCAAGAAUAACCGAUCGAAAUAACUCUAAACGUAUCGAUCAGAGGAUCCACCAAGACAACUCAAGCAACAGGAACACAAGUCGUGCAACUAAGCACUACAAAAAAUAGCCAUAUCUCUAUUACUCAACCUG